This is a messenger RNA of Apis florea (little honeybee), 603 nucleotides long. RefSeq lists its product as uncharacterized. The record is from RefSeq and is a predicted model, not a curated record. NCBI's taxonomy places the organism in Eukaryota, Metazoa, Arthropoda, Insecta, Hymenoptera, Apidae.
UCUUAAUAAAAUCUUCAACGCUUUAUUGCAUCUAUAAAUCCAAUUUGAAAAGACUUAGUUCUUGCAGAGAAUGACAUGGACCUCGAUAAAACGUUGUAUAUAUUUUGUUUCAGGAACGACGAGUCUCUUUGUUCGUGUUGCUGGUCGGCAGUGUUGGCGAUAACAAGGGGUUGGCGAAGGGCAUUGUUUUAUCUACCAUUAUCCUGUAUUUUGGCAUGGAAACCGUAUAGUCUAUGGUUGUCCUAUGUUGCGGCCGGACUUUUGGCAGUGCUAUCCUUGCUGCAUAUUACGUCCAGCGCUUUGGGCAUACGUGGUUCCUGCCAGAUGAGCAAUGCCACGGAUUCAGUUGGCGAGAGCCUUCUAAACACUAGGCCUGAGAAUUACGAUCGUUUUGAAGAAGUUCUGAUCGAGUGCAUCGCACAAGGUGACGGAAGUACUGGACGACGGUGUGUCUGGACCAACAGGACGAGUGGGAGACAGCGACGGAGAAAUAUGACACGAACGUCAGCCCUCAUGGGCGAGCGAAUCAGAUGAGGAUAGUGAACCGGAACAAAGGACAUGUCAAAUAGCUACGCUAUCUUAGUCGUUGAUAGCAGACAGAAA